UCUCGCAGAUUUUUUUUAAGCCAGGCAGAAGGAAUAGUGUCAGUGCCACCCCCUCUCCAAGAUAAUGUUCUGUCCCACCUCCUGGGUCUCUCUGGAAUUUAGAGUGAGGGGGACUUGUUCAGUAUCGGUUACAGCAGGAGGACGAGGACAGAGUGAGGUCUGAGAUGGAGAGGAAUGUGGAGUUUGUGCUUGCGCUCCUGCUCUUCUGCUCCCCGUCUGGAGGUGAUGGUUCCUGCUUGGAGCCGGCCUCGGCCUACAGGAUGACCGCAGCUGUGUGCAGGCUCGCCUAUCCCGCCGCUGUAGUCUUAAAUGAGAAGACCACAGAAGUAAUCCAGGCUGCUUUCCAACAUGCUAAAUAUCCCACCAUUAAGGGAGAGAAGCCCAUUUUGUUCACGAGCAUGGUGAAGUAUGCGCUACAUGAUUUGGAGAUCUACAACCUGACAAUCGGGAAGAGUGAGUUUGAAUUUCGCGAGAGUGAAGGCGUUCAAAUCACCAUCUCCAACGUGUCCGCCUUCUUCAAGGGAAACAUCCAAUACACUUACCUUGGUUAUCGCUUAUCAAUGAACCAGUCGAUUGACUUUGAAGUUGAAUCCAAAAUUGAUCUGCUCAUCAAUUCCAAGCUAUACUGUGGAAAUGGCAGGGUGGCUGUAGAUACGUCAGACUGUUACCUCACCUUCCAUAAGUUACGGCUACUACUGCAGGGUGACCAAGAAUCCGGUUGGCUGAAGAGACUCUUCACGAACUUCCUCACUUUCACCCUGAAACUGGUGGUCAAGAGUCAAAUCUGUAAGGAAAUUAACAAGGUGGCAGACAUCCUGGCAGACUUCAUACAGGACACGGCAGAGCAGUUUCUGAGUGAUGGAGAUAUCUUUGUGAACAUCAAUGCGACCACUUCCCCUGUCAUUACCUCCAGUUACAUAGAGUCGUACCACAAGGGUGUAGUGACCUAUAAUAACUCCACCUCUGUGAUCAAUGCCUCUGUGUUUAGCCCGGAUCAGAUGAAGGAGGGCCGGAGUCUGUACUUUUGGCUCUCUGAUGACCUUAUGAAGUCCCUUAUUACGGCGGCCUACCACGACGGACGAUUUAUCUGCAACAUCUCUGGAACAGAGCUCACUAGUUUGUUCCAGACAGAGAUAUUCACACCCAUGCCUGAGUUACUGAGCAAGUUGCUCUCCUCUGCGGAGCCGUUCUUGAGAGUGUGGAGUGUAUCACAGCCUCUUCUCUGGACAACGAUGCAGGGAACGUCAGUCAGGGUCCUGGCUGCGGUGGAGCUGUCAUCCAGCGAGCUGGACGUUUCUGCGCUUGGCUUUGAGAUGGAAGUCGAGGUCCUUGUGAGAGCCUCCUAUGGUGAGAAGAAGCUGAGUCUGACGAGCGCCCCAAUACAUAUAUCCAUAUCAAAAGUUUCCAGCUCAGCAGGAAUCUCUGAGAUGGAAGAGACCUUGCAUGCUUAUCUUCAGGAAGCUGCUGAAAAGAUUGGAAUCCCCAAGGUUAUAUCUAACUUGGAGCCGGAAUUAACUGCCUUGAUGGACCAACAUGGACUCAACCGCUUUGACCUUAUUAACCCAGAAGUGGUACCCCAAAAUGGUUACAUCCUUGUGCAACUGGACUUUGGCUUUCCUCACCAUCUACUAGUGGACUUCCUCAGGAAGAGUGUGGAGUGACUGGUGUCUACACAACCAUGGAAUCCGUCCCAGGAGAUUCCCAUGAGAAAAACAGAUUCCAUGGAGAAAAACACAUCACCUCCCAUCAAAAGAGAGAGAAAAUAUAUAUAUUGUGUGUGUGUGUGUGU
Molecule: messenger RNA, 1789 nt
Organism: Electrophorus electricus (electric eel)
Lineage: Eukaryota; Metazoa; Chordata; Actinopteri; Gymnotiformes; Gymnotidae
Gene: cetp
Product: cholesteryl ester transfer protein, plasma
Biological process (GO): phosphatidylcholine metabolic process; cholesterol homeostasis; triglyceride homeostasis
Cellular component (GO): high-density lipoprotein particle
Molecular function (GO): triglyceride binding; cholesterol transfer activity; cholesterol binding
Source: RefSeq, a predicted model, not a curated record